AUACAUAAUUAAAUACAGAACCUUUGGGUGGUUCUAUUAUUAAUAAAGUGCAUAAACAGUUGGUCAGUCAAGCCCCUUACAUAGCUUUAUAGCUACUAUGUUUAUGAGCAUCAAAUCAUUGUUUUGAGUUUUAAAUUGUAAAAAAAAAAAAAAAAUUAGUUUAAAAUUUAAGUGACUGGGUGCUUUUACUGACCCAUUUUUAAUAGGAUACGGAUCUUUUUCGCGGAUAUCUCUCUCCUACUUUCUCCAAAAUUAAUGUGAGGCUAAUAUUAAAAUGUCAUUCAUUAGGACACGUCGUUUGUGACAUUUACAUCUCUCUCUCUCUUUUCAACGUCUCUUUCUAAAUUUUAGAUACAUGACCAAAAUUUUCUCAACCCUUUUUAAUAACUUCCAUGUGUAUCCAAAUUUUACUUGCUGAAUCCGCCACCAGUUCAGAAGAUAUAUUUAUAAAAAUAAUAUAUACACACACAUAUAUAUAAAAGAAAAAUAAUGAUUAAUUCUAGAACAAAUAAUAAUAAUAAUAAUAAAUAAUGAAGAGGAAGAUGACGAUCUUAGAUCACUCUCUGCACUGCACGAGGAAGACAAUCUUAAGUUCGUUCUAGGCCCAACUCCAAGUGGCUUUUUUGAUUCAGGAACACCGUUAAUGAGAGAAACAGUAAGGAGACAUGUUUUAGAGGUGUGAGGAAGUUUUUUUUUUACAGGCGUGAGGAAGUUCAUCAACAUUGUCUGCUCUUGUUGGAGACAUCGUUGCCGACUUCAUUCAUUAUUUAUAAAAAUAUAUCAUCUUAAACCAACGGUAAGAAGCACAAGAAGAACUUGGCAGCCGAUUCCCACAAGCGAAAUUUGGGUAAUGGAAGUUAUUAAAAAGGAAAGAGAAAAAUUUGGUCUUGUAUCUAAAAUUUAGAGAGAGAGAGAGACAGAGGUUGAGGGAGAUGUGACCAAUGAUUCAGAUAAGUUUUAAAGAAAGCCGGAGAUGAUCCAUAUCUUUUUUUUAAUAUGGUCCAAAGUUUGCUCAAAAUUGGUUGAUUUCUUUAAUAUAGUCUCAAAUUGUUUCUUAUUGUGUAUUAUUAUUCUAUUUAUGAGGUUUUUUUUUUUUUUUUUUUUUUUUGUUUUGUUGGGGGGUUAUGAAAACUCAAAGAAUUGUUUACACUAACAGUCAGAUUUUAAAAAUGAUAUUUCAUGAGGCACAGCCCAAGUGAUUUAAAAUUCCAAUACCUUGGUUAAUAAUCUCUUUUUGGGUUGUAAGAUUUUUAGUAAACAAAAACACUAAUCCAAAGCAUCAAAUUAAAAAUUAAAAAUUUGUUGAAUGAUGGCCAUCCAAAAAAAUUGAAUAUCAGUAGGUAGUUUUAAACUUUUAAUAUUCAGGCAACCUGAUGGAUUAACUGCUAGAUUUUAUCAAACACUAUUGGAGUCUUGUUGUGGAAGAUUUGUAAUAAAUUAAAUAGUAAAAAAAUACGUAUUUAGUAGUUUUAAAUUUCCAAAAUCCCUCCAUAAAUCUGCUUAAUUUGGUAAAUCUGGAAGGAUUUAGGCCAAAAUUUUGAAAACCAUAAAAAUAAUUUUUCUCAGAAUCUGCCAAAAACUAACAAAAAAAAAAAAAAAAAGAAAAAGAAAAAGAAAAAGAAAAAGAAAAUUUAUUUAUAUAUAUAUAUAUUUAGCCAGAAAAUUUAUUUAUAUUGUAUUUCUACUCAUCAAUCGAAAUUUCCUAACUUCAACUUAUUGUAAAAACAUAAAUAAAUAAAUUAACGGUUAUUGUAGCCCCACUGAUAGUGUGUCAUUGUGUCCUGGCCCGAGUAGGCCCAAAUUGUGUCCAAUAGGUUGAACAAAAAAAUACAAUCUGCUAAGUUAAAAAAAAAAAAAAUCAAACUAUAAAUAUAAAAUAUCAAUUUCUCUCUCAUAGGUUUAGGCUUCCGAAUCAAACAAUUUGCUCAAGGAUCUGGGUAUUGCAUCGUCUGUGCUGCUCAAUAACACAUUUCUCUUUAUUUUUGAUUCUCCACAUCUCAUCACGGAUUCAUUGAGGUGCCUCCUCUCUCUCUGUCCUUUCUCUCUCUCUAAAUAUAUAUAUAUAUAUAUAUAUAUAUAUAUACUCAUUUGCUCUUUCUUGAUUGUGCAAUGUUGCGAAUUUCAGUUCGUUCGACUAUUGCGUAUUCAUAUACUUCUACUAGUCGUCUUCUUAUUUACAAUUUCUCCAGAAUCGUAACUUCACCAAUCUUUCAAUGUUCAUUUCAUCACCAUCAUCAUCCAACACCAUCAUCACUUAGAUUUAGUCCUCGUCUUUGGAAUAUCAAUUGGCCUUUUGGUUUUCGUUCCUGUUCGAAUUUAGCUGUUAAUUCCUCACUUUCCUCGCCUCCUUUGGAAGCUGAGGCAUUAGAUCAAACACCUGAUAGUUGUACAGAUGAUGGCAAUAAGCUCUACGAAACUAUUAUAGACCACUCCAGUCCUGAGCAUAAUAUGGAGAGAGCACUUGACCAAGUUAGCAUAAAACUGACCACUGCAUUGGUCAUGGAAGUCCUUGGGAGGCUUCGUUUCCAGGAGAAAUUAGCCUUUAGAUUCUUUACUUGGGUGGGGCAUCAAGAAUUUUUUUCUAUUGAAUCUCGGGUGUUUAAUGAGAUAAUUGACAUACUAUCUAGUACGAAAUACAAGGUUAAACAAUUUCGGAUUGUUUGUGAUCUUCUUGAUUACAUGAAGAGAAAAAACAAAACUUCGGUUCCUGUCGAAGUUCUGUUAACCAUUUUGAGACAAUACACCGAAAAGCAUCUGACCCAUCUUCAGAAAUUUGCCAAGAAGAAAAAAAUAAGGGUGAAGACGCAGCCGGAGAUCAAUGCCUUUAACUUGCUUUUGGAUGCUUUGUGCAAGUGCAGUCUUGUUGAGGAUGCGGAAGCGAUGUUUAAGAGGAUUAAAAAUAAGGUCAAACCGGAUGCUAACACGUACAAUAUUUUGUUUUUUGGGUGGUGUAGAGUCAGAAACCCAACCAGAGGUAUGAUGAUACUUGAAGAUAUGAUCAAAAUGGGUCAUACAACCGACAAUUUCACUUACAAUACUGCCAUUGAUACCUUCUGCAAAGCUGGGAUGGUGUCUGAGGCUGUUGAACUAUUGGAGUUCAUGAGAAAGAAAGGCUCAACCUUUUCUUCUCCCACUUCAAAAACAUAUGCAAUCAUGAUUGUGGCAUUUGCCCAAAGCAACAAAAUGGAAGAAUGCUUUAAACUUCUAGGGGACAUGAUAAACAGUGGAUGUCUCCCUGAUGUUGCAACGUACAAGGAUUUGAUUGAAGGCUUGUAUUUGGCCAGGGAUGUUGAUGUAGCUUACAAAUUCUUGGAAGAGAUGGGAAACAAAGGUUACCCUCCCGAUAUAGUUACUUACAACUGUUUUCUCAAGGUUCUUUGUGACAAUAGGAACAGUGAUGAAGCGCUUAGGCUUUAUGGAAAAAUGAUUGAGGUGGGUUGUGUGCCUAGUGUGCAUACUUUUAAUAUGCUAAUUACAAUGUUUUUUGAGAUGGGUGAUAUCGAUGGGGCCUUUGAGACAUGGAAUGAGAUGGAUAAGAGGCGCUGUGCACGGGAUACAGAUAGUUAUUGUGUGAUGAUUGAAGGACUUUUUGGUUCCAAUAAUACAAAGGAUGCCUGCUUUCUUUUGGAAGAAGUUGUAAAUAGGGGAAUGAAAUUGCCAUAUCGAAAUUUUGAUUCCUUCCUGAUGCAGCUUUCUGGGAUCGGUAAUCUCCAAGCCAUUCAUAGGCUAUCUGAGCAUAUGAGGAAAUUCUACAAUCCUGCUAUGGCACGCCGUUUUGCAGUGAGUCAGAAGCGGAAGAGCAUGAGCUUAAGAGGAAAGUAG
Messenger RNA from Cornus florida, 3822 nucleotides. RefSeq names its product pentatricopeptide repeat-containing protein At1g73400, mitochondrial. The coding region runs from base 2110 to 3822 and encodes 570 amino acids. The transcript has a single exon. Gene Ontology annotation, molecular function: protein binding. The record is from RefSeq and is a predicted model, not a curated record. Lineage: Eukaryota; Viridiplantae; Streptophyta; Magnoliopsida; Cornales; Cornaceae.